Phasianus colchicus (ring-necked pheasant) is the source of this 2303-nucleotide messenger RNA. RefSeq names its product RNA guanine-7 methyltransferase (gene RNMT). Gene Ontology annotation, biological process: 7-methylguanosine mRNA capping. The record is from RefSeq and is a predicted model, not a curated record. Gene Ontology annotation, cellular component: nucleus. NCBI's taxonomy places the organism in Eukaryota, Metazoa, Chordata, Aves, Galliformes, Phasianidae. Gene Ontology annotation, molecular function: mRNA 5'-cap (guanine-N7-)-methyltransferase activity.
GCGUCUUUCUCAGCGGCCUAGCGGCGGCGGCGGGCAGACAGACAGUAGUGCGGGGAGACGGGCGGCCGUUAGCUGUGGGCCUGACGGUCAGCCGGGGCGGGAGGCAGCCACGCCGCUGGGAAAGCAGCUUCCGUAACUGCCUGGUUGGGGAGAGCGGGCCCUGCUUGCUAAGAGUGGCGUGGAGCCUCGUUUAUUUUGAUCAACAGGUAGGGAGUUUAACCUUUCAAAAAUGGCUGACUUAACCAAGGCUGAAGAAAAGGAAGUGGAGAAGAGUUUGGAUGAAGAAGCGGAGAGAACAUCUCAUGCUUCAGAGUCAGAUUCAGGUAUCAAUUUGGAAGGCAAUAGCUCAACUUCAGGUACAACGCACUCCACCGAAAAUGAGAACAAACUUGCUAGUGGUGAUCAGGGCAGUGGCCUGAAAAGGAGUGCAUCAGAUGUUGAAGAUGAACCUCCUAAGAAAGUUCCGAGUGGGGCAGGCCAUGGGCAAGCUGUAGCUGCACAUUAUAAUGAGCUUCAAGAAGUUGGGUUGGAGAAACGCAGCCAGAGUCGCAUAUUCUACCUCCGAAACUUUAAUAACUGGACAAAGAGUGUCCUCAUUGGGGAAUUUAUAGACCGUGUACGACAGAAAAAGAGCGAUAUUACUGUUUUGGAUCUGGGAUGUGGCAAAGGUGGAGACUUACUGAAAUGGAGGAAAGGCAGAAUUAAAAAACUUGUCUGUACAGAUAUUGCUGAUAUUUCUGUGCAGCAGUGCAAGCAGCGAUACGAAGACAUGAAAGCCCGAUGUCGCUACAAUGAACGUAUUUUUGAUGCAGAAUUUAUACAAGCAGAUAGUACCAAGGAUCUUCUGUCUUCCAAAUACAGUGAUCCAGACAUACGCUUUGACAUUUGCAGCUGUCAGUUCGUUUACCAUUACUCAUUUGAGACAUAUGAGCAGGCUGACAUGAUGCUUAAAAAUGCCUGUGGGAACCUCUCUCCUGGAGGUUAUUUCAUUGGCACAACUCCAAAUAGCUUUGAGCUUGUAAAGCGACUUGAAGCUUCAGAAACAAAUUCAUUUGGGAAUGAUGUAUACAGUGUAAAAUUUGAGAAGAAGGGAGAAUAUCCUUUGUUUGGCUGCAAAUAUGAUUUCCAUUUAGAAGAAGUUGUUGAUGUCCCUGAGUUUUUGGUUUAUUUUCCGUUACUGGAGGAAAUGGCAAAGAAGCAUGGUAUGAAGCUAGUUUACAAAAUGACAUUUCGGGAAUUUUAUGAAGAAAAAAUCAAGAAUGAGGAGCAUAAGAUGCUGCUAAGAAGAAUGCAGGCCUUGGAGCCAUAUUCCACAUUUGGUGAUUCCAGGCUUGCCUCUGAUAAACCUGAUGAUUAUGAGCAUGCAAAAGAGUUUAUCAAAGACGGCAAGGCAAAGUUACCACUGGGAACACUGAGUAAAUCUGAAUGGGAAGCAACAAGUAUUUACUUGGUAUUUGCCUUUGAGAAGCAGCUGUGAAACUUCACGUACCAGACUCAGCAAGAAGAGAUCAUAUCCAUGUGCAAGUUGGAGCAGUCAGAAUUCCAUUGUGGCAACUAUUUUUUUAUUUUUAUUUUUUAAUUAUCAGAAGUGUGCAGGACACUACCAAAAAUGAGAGCAAGCUCAUGAUUCUGAGUUACAUUGCCUGUCUGUGACAGAUGGACUUGUGUGUGUAUAUAUAAGAAAGAUUCUGAACCAGUCUUUUUAAGCAUUUGUAAGCAAUCUGAAUGCUCUCAAAACUUAUGUUUGAACUUGACAACUGUUAUAAAAAAAUGUUUUGUUAGUCUUGUGUUUGUGCUUACUAGCCUGAUGCUGCACUUUCUGAAGUUGAUGGAAAAUUACUGUUAACUUCAGUGAUGUAGAAUGAGGGCCUAAAUAUUGUAAUGCAAAGCUCGGUUAGUUCAUAAUAUGGUAGAUUCAGACAUGUAGGGUAUGUCUACAUUGCUUGCAGAGCUAAGUGACAAACAAUACCCAACUCAGUUUGAGUACUACUUAUGUGCUGUGCUCCUGCCUGCAGUGUAAAUCUACCUUAGAGAUAUUCAUGGUAUAGUUUACAUAGUAAAGUUUCAUGAUGUUUUUAGUUGUUUUUUUUUGCUUGCUGAUAUAUAGUGUCACUUCAUGGUGCAUCCAAGAUUAAAUAAGUUUGUUCUGUACAAAGCUGCUCUAAAAUAAUUGAAUUUCUGAACUUUUAAAAAUCUUUACAUCGUUUUUCCAAGUAUGACUAUACAGUAAUCAAUAACAGUUGCUGAGCUUAAAUUACUGAACAUUUUCUAUUAUAUUAAAGACUGUCCUGACCUUUUCAUAA